Messenger RNA from Dentiscutata erythropus, 2031 nucleotides. NCBI's taxonomy places the organism in Eukaryota, Fungi, Glomeromycota, Glomeromycetes, Diversisporales, Gigasporaceae. The record is from the annotation of a GenBank genome assembly.
AUGUGGAUUACAUUAUAUGACAUUGUCGUAGUCUUCUUUGGUUUGGUGCUAGACACUUUUUUUCGUGAAAUAAAAUCACGAGGGUCUCAUAAAAUUCCAGACAAAGGACCUCUCAUUUUUGUUGCUGCACCACAUGCAAAUCAAUUUGUUGAUCCGCUCAUUCUGAUGAGGAAUAGUAAGCGACCUAUUUCCUUUUUGAUCGCGGAAAAAUCUAUGAAACGCAAAUAUAUUGGUGGUAUUGCUCGUUCUCUUCAUGCAAUAUCCGUCACAAGACCUCAAGAUUUAGCAGUGCCUGGAAAAGGAAGAAUUUAUUUAAGUGACCGUAAAAAUGAACCCCUUCUAAUUAGCGGUUUUGAUACGAAAUUUACUGAGGAAUUGAAUAUCGGCAGUCAAAUUUCCUUACCAAAUGAUCGUGGUUCAUCCGAGGUAACCGAUAUAAUAUCAGAUACUAAAUUGAAAAUUAAAAAAGAAUUUAAGGACUUAGAAGCGAUGGAAAUGUUGUCGCAACCUGAAGGAACAACUUACAAAUGUUUACCACACAUUGAUCAAAGUAAAGUUUAUAAAACAGUGUUUGAAGUGUUAAAUGCUGGAGGUUGUGUUGGAAUAUUUCCUGAAGGUGGAAGCCACGAUCGAACUGAAAUCCUCCCAUUGAAAGCGGGAGUAACUAUUAUGGCUUUGGGUGCUAUGGCUGCUAACCCUAAACUUGAUGUCAAGAUUGUACCAUGUGGCUUGAAUUAUUUUCAUGCCCACCAAUUUCGUUCUCGUGCUGUUGUUGAAUUUGGUUCACCUAUUUCGAUUUCACGUGAAUUGGUCGAAAAAUAUAGCAAGGGUGGCCAAGAUAAAAGGAACGCUUGUAGUAAUUUGUUGGAAGUAAUUUAUAAUGGAUUAAAAUCUGUGACCGUUAAUACUCCGGAUUAUGAGACAUUGAUGGUCAUCCAAGCAGCUCGCCGUUUAUAUAGACCUGAACAUCACAAACUUGAGCUUCCUGAAGUGAUGGAAUUAAACAGACGAUUUGUUAGCGGUUAUAUGAAUUUCAAAGAUGAUCCAAAGGUUCAAAAAAUGAAUAAGGAGGUCAUGGCAUAUAAUCAACAAUUAAAAUAUUAUGGAUUAAAAGAUCAUCAGGUUCAAAAAUCUACCUGUGGUGGAUUUAGAGCUUUAUUCUUACUACUACAUCGAAUUUUUCUUUUGAUAUUAUGGAGUAUUUUAGGGUUUCCUGGGAUGAUAUUAGGAUUUCCUAUAAUGGUUAUCGCUCGAUUUAUUAGUUCCAAGAAAGCAAAAGAGGCUGUUAAAUCUUCUACUAUCAAGGUUGCAGGACGUGAUGUAUUGGCCACUUGGAAGUUACUUGUUGCUCUUGGUGUUACCCCAAUUUUAUAUGGAAUAUAUACUUUAAUAAUAUUAAUUAGUGCUUAUAAUUAUAACUGGAGAUUUAUAUUGAAUUUCGAAAUAUUGUCGCUUCGUCCUCUGUUUCUAUCACUUCUACCUUGGUCUAAAUCAUCAAUUCAAAGCCUACGACAAAUUAGAGAGGAACUAGCAUUCGAUUUGACAGAACUAAUUAACGAACUAGGUCCAAAAUUAUAUCCAGAUUUUGAUAAUGCACGUAUAGUUCAAGAGUCUAAAAAGGCCAGUAGAUCACCAUCACCAUCGAGGCCAUCAUCAUCGUUGAGAUUAUUCGCAUUGACAGAUUUGGCGGAUGAUAAAUUAUUUAAUUGGGAAAAGGCUGAUGAUUCGGAUUACGAUGAUGUAUUUUUCUUCCUUGACAAGCAUAAUGGUGGUAAAAUUACUGGACGUAGUAGAUCUAAUUCUUCUAGUAGGAAAUUUCUAAGUGGCAAAGAUGGAACUAGUAGCAGUGCAUCAUUAACUAGAGUGAAUUCAUUUAGUUCGAUCAAUUCAAAUAUGGAAGCGUUUACAAAAUUACCAAAUACAAAUACAAAUACAAUAUCAUCGUUUAACGUUCCAGAACUUAGAAUUACUGAUGAUGAUGGAUAUCAAGGAGACAAAGAAAGUUCAAUACAAACAAAGAAGAACGUUUAA